Sardina pilchardus (European sardine) is the source of this 1555-nucleotide messenger RNA. RefSeq names its product gap junction gamma-1 protein-like. The record is from RefSeq and is a predicted model, not a curated record. NCBI's taxonomy places the organism in Eukaryota, Metazoa, Chordata, Actinopteri, Clupeiformes, Clupeidae. Gene Ontology annotation, cellular component: connexin complex. The transcript is spliced from 3 exons. Gene Ontology annotation, molecular function: gap junction channel activity. Gene Ontology annotation, biological process: cell-cell signaling. The coding region runs from base 215 to 1555 and encodes 446 amino acids.
UAUCAAACUGCGGACGUGAUAAAGAAUCAUAGCGACUUGAGAAGCGGGAAGAUGUUGCCAGGAGUUUGCCAGCAUCACCGGCGGAGAUGAAGACAGCCAAUGUUAGCCCCGCCCUGGGCUCGCCAUUGGACGGCAGAGGACUUACUGUAACUGGACAGACAGAGACGUAGCAGGCCUGGAGGUGUAACAGCAGCAGCAGUGCGCGGCGGUGGUCAUGAGCUGGAGCUUCCUGACGCGUCUGCUGGAGGAGCUCCACCAGCACUCCACGUUCGUGGGCAAGAUCUGGCUCACCGCGCUCGUCGUGUUCCGUAUCGUCCUCACGGCCGUCGGCGGCGAGAGCAUCUAUUACGACGAGCAGAGCAAGUUCGUGUGCAACACGCUCCAACCGGGCUGCGAGAACGUGUGUUACGAUUCCUUCGCGCCGCUCUCGCACGUCCGCUUCUGGGUGUUCCAGAUCAUCCUCGUGGCCACGCCCUCGCUCGUGUACCUGGGCUUCGCGGCCAAUAGGAUCGCUCGCCUGGAGGAGGAGGAUGAUGAUGGGCGUUGUGGUUGCGGCGGGCGUUGCGGCGGCGGCGGCGGCGGCUCGGGCACGGGCACGCCGCCGAACAGGAAGCAGAGACUCGCUUGUGGGCGUCGGCCUGAGCGAGCCAAUAGGAUCGUGGAUGAUGGGCGGGACGAAGAGGAGGAGGACCAGGAGGAGGAGCCAAUGCUGCACCACGUGCCAUUGGUGGUGAUGGAGGAGGAAGAGGAAGAGGAGGGGCCUAAUAAGGGCGAGGGGCGGAGCAACAACAACAAGCCGCCGCGUCGUCGUCACGACGGGCGCCGGCGUAUCCGUAGAGACGGUCUGCUGCGCGUCUACGUGGCGCAGCUGCUCGUGCGCUCGGCGCUCGAGCUCGCGUUCCUGCUCGGCCAGUACUUCCUCUACGGCUUGCGCGUGCCGCCGCUCUACGUGUGCAACGGCGCCCCCUGCCCUCACGACGUGAACUGCUUCGUGUCGCGGCCCACGGAGAAGACCAUCUUCCUGCUCGUCAUGUACGGCGUCUCGCUGCUCUGCCUGGCGCUCGACCUCUGGGAGAUGCUGCACCUUGGACUCGGCUCCAUCCUCGACAUCCUCCGUCCGCGUCGUCGUCGCCGGCGGCAACGCCACUCCGCCAUCGCCCUGGGGCCCCUGAGGGGGGGGGCGCCCAUCAGCGAGGCCGGCGGCGGCGGCGGGGGGGGGCCGGGGGGGGCCGGCUAUGGCUACGGCAGCUACCCGUUCUGGAGCGGCGGCGCUAACGCUAGCGCUAACCCUCUAGCGCCCCCUGGCUACUACAGCGUGCGGCCGGAGCAGCAGCUGCCCGUCAGCGAGCUCAGCGGCGGCAGCCAGGCCAAGAUGGCGGCGACGCGGCAGAACAGAGCCAACACGGCGGCGCAGGAGAGACAGGAAGAGGCCAGGCGGGACAGGAAGAGGGAGCGGGGAGGGGGAGGGGUCAAGCACUCGGGGGGGCGGGGCGACAGAGGCAGCUGUAGCAGCAGCAGUCGAUCAGAUGAGGGGAAGCCGUCGGUGUGGAUCUGA